AUGGGUGAUUGGGGAUGGGUGACUUAUACAGUGCUGGAAGUGCUGAUUGCUGUGGCAUGUUGCUUUGGGAAUGUGCUGGUGGUGUGUGCAGUGGCUUUUGGCAUCCAAGAUUGCCUUCGGCGGCCAACUUUCUGCUUCUUGGUGUCCUUGGCUGUUGCUGACUUUUUGGUGGGUGCAGCUGCUGUGCCUUUAGCUGUGCUGUUAGACGGCCGGGUGAGUCUGACCUCCCACCAGUGCUUGCUCCUUAGCUGUGUUGUGCUUGUGCUGACUGAAGCAUCCGUCCUCUCUCUGCUGGCUAUUGCCAUUGACCGAUACCUGCGGCUGCACAUGCCUUUCAGAUACAAAGCCAUCGUCACCCAGAGGUGCACACUGUUAGCCAUGUCCGUCUGCUGGAUUCUUUCCUUUCUGUUGGGUUUCACCCCUCUGUUGGGUUGGCACAAUAUUUCUGUUGGGGUUUAUUCAACCAACACAUCUUCUGCCUCUCCCAGCUACUCCCAAUGCACCUUCCUCUCAGUUAUCUCGCUGCCCUUUAUGGUUUAUUUCAAUUUCUUUGGAUGCAUAAUGGCUCCUCUGCUAGUUAUGACAUUUCUAUACAUCAUCAUCUUCUGGAGCCUGCACAAACGUCUAAAAAACUGUUGCCUUCAAGCGCAGGCCUCGCUGCUUAGAGAGAAGAGGCUAGCCUGCUCACUUUCUCUGGUUCUGACAUUAUUUGCAUGCUGCUGGAUUCCUCUGCACUCAAUGAACUGUCUUUUGCUCUUCAUGGGACCUCAAGCGGUGACGCAGGGAACACUUUACACAGGUAUUCUCCUGUCUCAUGCCAACUCAGCAGUUAACCCAUUGGUCUACGCGUAUCGCAUCCCCAAGAUCCAGAGGGCCUAUGCUCAGACAUGGAGGCGUCUCACACUAAAGCUGAACUGCUUCACUAGAAACAACCCAAAUCAACAAACCACAGCAGGCCACUAAUUAAAGUAAUGAAACUUUGAGGUUUAUGUAAUAGAUUUAUUUUUUUCCAAAGCUUCACUCUGUCAUUAUAAAGCAGUUAUGAAAUCGGAUUUUGUUCAAUUUAAAAUAAUAAUGAAACAUAUCUGACUUCCUUAACAGUGUUUGAUUUAAUGAAGACUUUAUUUUAGUAAGAGCAAUUUAUCAAAGCUCCACUAGAGGGCACCAUAGAUCCACAAACCUAACAGUUGCUGAUCAGCUAGAAUUAGAAUUGCAGUGUGUUGUGCUUUUAUGAAAUAUAACUUUAAGAGAUACCUUACUUACUGUGAUUUUUUUUAACAAAAGAUUUAAAGGAUUUUAAUGUUUUU
Messenger RNA from Cyprinodon variegatus (sheepshead minnow), 1307 nucleotides. RefSeq names its product adenosine receptor A1-like. Gene Ontology annotation, cellular component: membrane; dendrite; synapse. Gene Ontology annotation, biological process: G protein-coupled adenosine receptor signaling pathway. The coding region runs from base 1 to 963 and encodes 320 amino acids. Lineage: Eukaryota; Metazoa; Chordata; Actinopteri; Cyprinodontiformes; Cyprinodontidae. The transcript has 3 exons. Gene Ontology annotation, molecular function: G protein-coupled adenosine receptor activity. The record is from RefSeq and is a predicted model, not a curated record.